AUGAUUCGUCAAAUCUUCGCAGCCGCUCCGUCGGCGCGACUCGCGAGCCCAAUCUCGACUGCAGCCUUCAAGACCCAGAUCAGCCACCAACCAACAUGGCGCCAUCUUAAUUCCACCUCAGUCUCCUGCAAACCCCGCCUAUUCACCACCGCAUCUCCAGCCCGCUUCACCACCUCCGCAAUCUUAAACUACUCUUCUCCCUUCCGCCUCUCCACCGACAAACAGGCAACUCCCUUCCACUACCCAGGAGAUGAUCCCUACAGCCAAUAUCCGCCCAAGCGACAAUGGCCCCCAGACAUGUCGAAGCUCUCGCCGAAGCACCAAUUCCGACUUGAGCGUAAAUACCGCCGGCGUGCGGCGCUGAAGUAUGCGCGGCCAAAGUUUAUUAAAAUGGUCACUUUGGCUCAGUGGAUUAUCAUUGGAUUUGUUGCGGUCUACGCGAUUCUAUUUAUGAAUUGGGAUACCAAGGGCACGCCGUUCGAUGGGAUCCGAGAGAGCUUCUUCUCUGGAAUUCAGGCGAUAUUCACUAGUCCCCCUCCUCGCGGUCCAGGGAAGAACUCAGACGAGAAGAAUUGA
Molecule: messenger RNA, 576 nt
Organism: Penicillium pulvis
Lineage: Eukaryota; Fungi; Ascomycota; Eurotiomycetes; Eurotiales; Aspergillaceae
Exons: 4
Coding region: 1-576 (191 amino acids)
Source: RefSeq, a predicted model, not a curated record